AUGCGCCGAGCCGCGCGCCCCGUCCUCGCUCCAGGCCGCCGCGGCAUCAGAGCCCUCUCCGUGUCCGCGCACACGCUGGAGCAUCCGACCCCUGCUUCGCUUGAAUCCCACCUCUCGACGCUCCCAUGCAACGCAACCCUCCUCUUCACACUCAGCACCUCCAUCCAGUCGCCGGACGUCGGACCCCUCCUCGCCGCACUACACUCGUUCCCCUAUUCCUACUCCCUCCCAUCCUCCGCGACGGUGGGAUCGGACUCGCGCCGCAACCACGUGGUAGGGAGCUUCCACCAGAGUGCGACGCACACCCCCGAGGUCGCUAUCGCCGCCUUCGCCCCAGAUGUAGAGGAGGGUGAACGCGUACGCACGUUCUACUCCGAGGCCACUGGGCGUGCACCCGCAAGCGUAGGGAAGUGGUAUCGCACCGACGAGCCGGAUUGGCCCGAGGACGAGAGGGGCGGCAAGGUCGGCGAGCUCGACGAAGUGCUAGGAAGUAAGGGAUGGGAGGGGGUUUGGGCGGCUCGUGGUGACGACACAAAGAUUCAUCUCGGAGAUGGGGUUGAGAGUAUCGUCACACUCACGGAUGGCACGCCGUCGCCUGUUCUUCGAGCGCUGGGAGCUCACGGCGCCAUGACUACCGGCCUCGUUGCUGCUGCGACCCCGUUCCUCACAGGCAGACCGUACACGCUCUUCUAUGGCGGGCAGGUGUACGGCGGUGGCAGUGUAGGCGUUGGGAUUACGCGCCCCUGCAACACCGUUAUCGAGUAUGGCGUCGAGCCGCUGGAUGCGCCGGCCAAGGUUGCUGGCGCACGCGGUAACCUUCUUCUCUCGUUUGACGGACGCAACUCAAACCCGACGCAGUGCCUCAUUGCCGCGCUGCAGGCGCGCGACGGCAAGGGCCGGAGCGGGAUCACGAAGGACGAAGAGUUCUACCUCGCGAUCAUGGAGCCAGGGUCUCCCACACCUCGCGUCGUUCGUAUCCUGUCGGGCGAUCCGUCCCGCGGCUCUAUCUCUCUAGAAACUGAGCAUCCACUGUUCCCGGGCCAGUUUGUGCAGUUCAUGCACCGCCCCACCGCCCCACCGCCACCUCAGGCUUUGGCGGACACGCUCCACUUCGCUGUACUGCCACGCACGGACGAGCUGGCGCCGGCGCCCCGCACCGGCUCACCGGUUAGGCGCGAAGGCUUCGUGGCGGCCAGCGAGGGAGGCUUUGUGCACGGUCGCGAGCCGUCAGUGUGUACUGUUGCUGGUGCGGUGUUGGGCGUGAGUUGGUAG
Cutaneotrichosporon cavernicola is the source of this 1272-nucleotide messenger RNA. RefSeq lists its product as uncharacterized. The coding region runs from base 1 to 1272 and encodes 423 amino acids. The transcript is spliced from 5 exons. The record is from RefSeq and is a predicted model, not a curated record. Lineage: Eukaryota; Fungi; Basidiomycota; Tremellomycetes; Trichosporonales; Trichosporonaceae.